This is a messenger RNA of Benincasa hispida (wax gourd), 3196 nucleotides long. The record is from RefSeq and is a predicted model, not a curated record. NCBI's taxonomy places the organism in Eukaryota, Viridiplantae, Streptophyta, Magnoliopsida, Cucurbitales, Cucurbitaceae.
UGUAGUGAAGGCGAAGUCGAUUUCAGGAGGCAUAGUUACCGAUAGAAUUCCGUUUCAGGUGACGCCCGUCGGAUGUUUCCGAUGAAAUUGUGGCGAUCAACUGAAUUUUUCUACUAACCUCUAGCAAUAUCAUCGCCGCCGAUCUCAAUAUUCUCUUUCUGUAUCCACCGUGUAGAUCUUUGGCUGCCAUUUUUUUCUUUCUCGAUUCAAGGUACAGCCAUUUGUUUAGAUAUUGAUUCUCCAUUUACGCGCUGUGAUUCAAAGAUCUCUGCCUGGCCUUGUCUUUUGGAAGCCUGCCGAGUGUGUCAACGAGGUCUUACGGAGUGAUUUCUGAUGUGGUCUGAGCGCUGGAAUUAAGUAGUGGAACAAUGUCUUUGGAGGAAGGUGAUGUCAAUGAAACUCCCGAAAGUCGAGUGGAAGAGGGGACAAUGUCCGAGGAGCUAGAAUCCGGCGUGAAACAUGAGGGCAAUGGCCAUGUUGUCGUGGAAGACAGGGUUUCUGAUAGCCAAAAUUGCUCUGAUGAUCAUGAUGAGCUUGUACAAUUGGUUAUCGAUAUGAAAUCCCAAAAUGAAUACUUAAAGUCUCAGUUGGAAAGCAUGAAAAAUCUGCAAAAUGUGGAGAAUGUGCCUGAACGAGAAGAAGAAAUUGGUUCCAGAGAUGGAGAAUCCGUUGAUUUGAAAGAACUUCAAGAAAGAAUUGAGUCUUUGAGUAAAGAACUUUCGGAGGAAAAGCAGACACGAGGUGCAGCAGAGCAAGCUUUGCAGCAUCUCCGAGAAGCCCACUCAGAAGCAGAUGCAAAAGUUCAUGAACUUUCUGCAAAGCUCAUUGAAGCUCAACAGAAGUUGGAGCAAGAAAUAAAAGAACGUGAUGAGAAAUAUUCUGACCUGGACUCAAAAUUUAGCAGGCUACACAAACGAGCUAAACAACGUAUUCAAGAUAUUCAGAAGGAAAAAGAUGACCUUGAGGCUCGAUUUCGUGAUGUUAAUGAACGAGCAGAGCGUGCAACGUCCCAGCAGACUGCACUGCAACAAGAAAUAGAACGCACUCGGCAACAGGCCAAUGAAGCAUUGAAAGCAAUAGAUGCAGAGAGACAACAAUUAAGAAGUGCAAACAAUAAGCUUCGAGACAACAUAGAAGAAUUGAGACACUCGUUGCAGCCUAAAGAAAUUGCAAUUGACGCAUUGCAGCAGUCCCUUGCAGAGAAGGACCAGAUGCUGGAAGACAUGAAGAAUAUGCUUCAAGCUGCUGAGGAGAAAAGGCAAGCUUCACUAGCUGAGCUUUCUGCAAAACAUCAGAAGAGCUUGGAGAGCUUCCAAAUGCAACUUUCUGAUGCUUUAUCUGAUAGAAAUAAAGCUACAGAGACUAUUUCUUCUCUACAGGAAUUAGUUGCAGAGAAAGAAUCAAAGAUUGCUGAGAUGGAUGCAGCAUCAAGUGGUGAGGCUGCAAGACUUAAAGCUGCUGUGGAAACUGUAAAAGGAGAGCUUGCUCACCUCAGAAAUGAACAUGAGAAAGAAAAGGAGACAUGGCAAGCUGCUUCAGAGGCACUUAAAAUGAAGUUAGAGAUUGCUGAGAGCAAUUGCAUACGUGCUGAAAUUGAAGCUGCUAAAAUGAGGAGUCAGCUGGAAUUGGAAGUUUCUGCAAAAGCCCGGAUGUUGAGUGCAAGAGAUGCUGAACUACUGACUGUCAAAGAGGAGAUGAAUCGCCUGGAAAGUGAAUUUUCUUCAUACAAGGUUCGUGCUCAUGCACUUCUACAGAAGAAGGAAGCAGAGCUAGCGGCUGCUGUGGACUCUGACCAAAUUAAAGCUCUUGAGGAAGUGCUGAAGGAGGCUGAAAAGGAAAUCACGUUGGCAUAUGCUGAAAAGGAACGGGUUCAGCUAGAUCUUCAAAAUGCGUUGGAAAAUCAUGAUAAAGAACUCAAAGAAAGAGAUUCAGCCCUCAACGACGCUGAGCAAAAUAUUAAGAGCCUAGAAAAGAGGCUUGAAUCUGCUAAUUUGCACCUUCAUUCAGAAAAGGAAGCUUGGGAACAGAGCCUCCAAAACUUGGAGGAAUCAUGGCGAAUAAGAUGUGAAGCUCUGAAAUCUCAGUUUGAAGAAUCCUCUAGGCAAGAUGUAGAAAAGGAAUUUGAAGAGCUGAAACGAGGGUAUAAAAGAUUAAAGGAAGAGCACAAUUCAUUCCGAGAUCUUGCUGAUAGAAUGAUUGAGGAAAAGGAUACAGAAAUUUCUAGGCUUUUAGAUGAUAACAAGAAUCUUCGACAAUCUUUGGAAUCAAAGCCUCCCGCAGAUCAAAUUGAUAAUAUUGCAGUCACUCAAAAACAGGACUCUUCAAAUUUGAGCGCCUCUAUUGCAGAACAACAGAUUCUGCUUUUAGCAAGGCAGCAGGCUCAGAGAGAAGAGCAACUAGCCCAAUCACAGCGCCAUAUCUUAGCCCUUCAAGAAGAGAUUGAGGAGCUUGAACGUGAGAAUCGUCUGCAUAGCCAGCAGGAAACAAUGUUAAAGGCUGAGCUUCGUGAUAUGGAAAGAUCACAGAAAAGGGAGGGUAUUGACAUGACAUAUCUGAAGAAUGUCAUCUUGAAGCUCCUUGAAACCGGUGAAGUAGAAGCUCUGCUACCUGUGGUUGCCAUGCUUCUCCAGUUUAGUCCAGAAGAGAUGCAAAAAUGUCAACAAGCAUAUCGCAGCACGACGGAUGUUCCUCCAAGCCCUGCUGGUGAUUCAGGAUCCGCUCGCUCUCUUUUCUCAAGAUUUUCAUUUACGUGACAGAUGAGAGGAAGGAAGCCUCCGGAAAGUUUCUCAGCAUAAAAUUUAAAACGUCUGCUACUGUGGUUGAACAAAUGUUCUUUUUCAGUACCGGUAGAGAAGCAGAGUAGGCCACAACUGUAAGAAUUUCGAAACUGUUUCUUUCUUUUAAGAAACAAUUAUUCUUUCAUGCCAAAAUGAGAAUCUACAGAGAAGCGUUACUUUUAUAGAUUAAAAUAUACAUAGAACAUGAAAGAGGAGGGAGGAAUUUUGAUCUUGUUCUUCUGGGAGGAGGCGGAAGUGUUGUAUUUUCCAUGAAAAUGUUCUUUACUUUAUACACACAAUACAAUGAUAUUUUAUUUUUGUAAUAGUUUGCCGCUGCAUUUGUACCUUUGACUUUGAGGGAUAUUAUUUUCUUUUACCUUAUAUUUGGAAUCGAGAAAAGAAAAUUGUUUUUCUGGUAA